Messenger RNA from Heterocephalus glaber (naked mole-rat), 4186 nucleotides. RefSeq names its product mitogen-activated protein kinase kinase kinase 2 (gene Map3k2). The record is from RefSeq and is a predicted model, not a curated record. Gene Ontology annotation, biological process: protein phosphorylation. NCBI's taxonomy places the organism in Eukaryota, Metazoa, Chordata, Mammalia, Rodentia, Bathyergidae. Gene Ontology annotation, molecular function: protein kinase activity; ATP binding; protein binding.
GCGCGGGGGCGGAGGGGCGGGCUUGACUGCGGCCGCCCUCCUUCGGCCUGCGGCUCCCUGCGUCCCCGCAGAGUGGUCGGCAAUAAAGAAUGCUGACAGGAGAACCAUUUUUUUAAUUGCAAAUUGUCAAGUUGGUUGCCAUGAUGGAUGAUCAGCAGGCUUUGAACUCAAUCAUGCAAGAUUUGGCUGUCCUUCAUAAGGCCAGUAGACCUGCAUUAUCCUUACAGGAAACAAGAAAAGCAAAAUCUUCAUCACCAAAAAAACAGAAUGAUGUCCGAGUCAAAUUUGAACAUAGAGGAGAAAAAAGAAUCCUCCAGUUCCCCAGACCAGUUAAACUGGAAGACCUGAGGUCUAAAGCUAAAAUUGCCUUUGGACAGUCUAUGGAUCUGCAUUACACCAAUAAUGAGUUGGUGAUUCCAUUAACUACCCAAGAUGACUUGGACAGAGCUGUGGAACUCUUGGAUCGUAGUAUUCAUAUGAAGAGCCUAAAGAUAUUACUUGUAAUCAAUGGAAGUACACAGGCUACUAAUUUAGAGCCAUUGCCAUCACUAGAAGAUUUGGAUAACACAGUAUUUGGAGGAGAGAGGAAAAAACGGCUUUCUAUAAUAGGUCCCACUAAUAGAGAUAGAAGUUCCCCUCCCCCGGGAUACAUUCCAGAUGAAUUACACCAGGUUGCCCGGAAUGGAUCAUUCACUAGCAUCAACAGUGAAGGAGAGUUCAUUCCAGAGAGCAUGGACCAAAUGCUGGAUCCAUUAUCUUUAAGCAGCCCUGAAAAUUCUGGCUCAGGAAGUUGUCCUUCACUUGACAGUCCUUUGGAUGGAGAGAGCUAUCCAAAAUCACGAAUGCCUAGAGCUCAGAGCUACCCAGAUAAUCAUCAGGAGUUUUCAGACUAUGAUAACCCUAUCUUUGAGAAAUUUGGAAAAGGAGGAACAUAUCCAAGAAGGUAUCAUGUUUCAUAUCAUCAUCAAGAGUAUAAUGAUGGUCGUAAAACUUUUCCAAGAGCUAGAAGGACCCAGGGGACCAGCUUUAGGUCUCCUGUGAGUUUCAGUCCUACUGAUCACUCCUUAAGCACUAGUAGUGGAAGCAGCAUAUUCACGCCAGAAUAUGAUGAGAGUCGAAUAAGAAGAAGGGGAAGUGACAUAGACAAUCCUACUUUAACUGUAAUGGAUAUCAGUCCACCCAGCCGAUCACCUCGAGCUCCAACCAACUGGAGAUUGGGCAAAUUGCUUGGCCAAGGAGCCUUUGGCAGGGUCUACCUCUGUUAUGAUGUUGAUACAGGAAGAGAAUUGGCUGUUAAGCAAGUCCAGUUUGAUCCUGAUAGCCCUGAGACCAGCAAGGAAGUGAAUGCACUUGAGUGUGAAAUUCAGUUGUUGAAAAACUUGCUGCAUGAGCGAAUUGUUCAGUAUUAUGGCUGUUUGAGGGAUCCCCAGGAAAAAACACUUUCCAUAUUUAUGGAAUAUAUGCCAGGGGGCUCAAUUAAGGACCAAUUAAAAGCAUAUGGAGCUCUUACUGAGAAUGUGACUAGGAAAUACACACGUCAGAUUCUGGAGGGUGUCCAUUAUUUGCACAGUAAUAUGAUUGUCCAUAGAGAUAUCAAAGGUGCAAAUAUCCUGCGAGAUUCAACAGGCAAUGUUAAAUUAGGAGAUUUUGGAGCCAGCAAACGGCUUCAGACCAUCUGCCUCUCGGGAACGGGAAUGAAGUCCGUUACAGGGACACCAUACUGGAUGAGCCCUGAAGUCAUCAGUGGAGAAGGCUAUGGUAGAAAAGCAGAUAUCUGGAGCGUAGCAUGUACUGUAGUAGAAAUGCUAACCGAAAAACCGCCGUGGGCCGAAUUUGAAGCAAUGGCUGCCAUCUUUAAGAUUGCCACUCAGCCAACAAACCCUAAGCUGCCACCUCAUGUCUCAGACUAUACUCGAGACUUCCUCAAACGGAUUUUUGUAGAGGCCAAACUGAGACCUUCAGCUGAUGAACUCUUAAGGCACAUGUUUGUGCAUUAUCACUAGCAGCUGGUAACCUCUCCUGUGCCUCCACCCAGCUCCCAUUUGUUUGUUCACCUCUCUCUUGACUGCACUUUUCUUUUUUAUGACAAAGAGAGAUGGGGGAGGAAAAAGACAAGAGGGAAAGUAUUUCUCUUGAUUCUUGGUUAAAUUUGUUUAAUAAUAAUAGUAACCUAAAUUUUUUAUAUUUAAUCUUUUUUUCCCCUCACAAGAACUUGAAACUUCUUUUUAAAAAAAUUUUUAUAAUGUACUGAUGUGGUUAAGAGAGAUAAAGCACUUUAGUACAUAGUCACUCUUUCUAGUACAAACAAAUCAUUUGGAAUACCUAAAGAUUGUGAAGUCUUUCCCAGUAUCACUGACAAAUUGGUGGUGAUGGGGAGAUGUGGAAGAGGAGAAAAAAUAAUGUACAAUUUGUAGUUUUUAGUGAUAGUAUUAAAAUAGAUCUUCAUUUGUGGAGUUGAGCCCUAAACUUGUUGAGGGUAGGUACUCAAGAAUAUAGGUUCUUUCUUAUCUGUAUUCUUUAGAUCUUAACCUCUGUUUACCAAGCUUUUUGCUCAGUAGGAAUCUGGAUAGAAGAUAUGAAUCUCUAAGAGGUAUGUUUAUUUGUUAAUCUUAAUCAUAUAGUAAGCAAAUACAUUAUAAUAGAUCCAUGUUACUGGACUCUGUUAACCUUGAGGGACGGCUUUCUGCUUAAAAAAAGAUAAAAUUUAUUUUAAAGCAGAUAUGGGAAUUCAAUGAGUAAACCUAACUAAAAAACAGAAUUAGUCUCAUUAAGUGUGUGAACAGAAGAGAUCACAUUUGCCAGUACACAGAAAUAUGAAAGAACCAAGUGUUGAUUAGUAUUUUUUAAACUGUUCUUUACUUAAGGGGGAAUGUCCCAAAAUUAAGGAUAUUGAGAAAUAAUAAAAAUCAUAUAUACUAUAUUCCUACUUCUAGCUCCUGAUUUUCCAUAGGUAAUAGUCUUUAGGAAUUAAGAGUUCAGCCUGGAAUGUUAAAGCUAGUGUCAUGAGAUGAAACUCUUGUUCUUGGGAUCACAGAAUACUAAAGCACUUCAAAAAAUACAGACAUCAUGUAAAACAGGUUGUCAGCAGUGGCAUAGGGAUAGUUUCACUUCACUUGACAUUUGGCAAUGCCUGGAGACAUUUUUGAUUGUCACAAUUGGGAAGGUACUGGCUGGCAUCUAGUGGGUAGAGGCCAAGGAUGCUGCCAGAUAGCCUACAGUAUACAAGGACAGCACCCCUCCUCUAAAGAAUGACCCUGCCCCAAAUGGGAAAACUGCUGAAAGUUGAGAAACCUGAUGUAAAAGCUAGUCCCAACUAUAAGCUGAAAAUGGCCAUUUAUAAAGCAGUAAGUGCAGAAAAAGCAAUUUUAAAAGGAAAAGAUGUAUCACAGAAUGAGGAUUUUAUAAGAGUAGAUACCACUACUUUCAAGUCAAGGGUGAAAGAUCUGAACAAACAGUGCAUAGCAAACACUUCCUUACUAGCUCCAUAUUGCACCCAAAUCAGUAAUCCUUCUAUUUUAGAAACAAAAUGCAUUUGAAUACUGAGCUUUUUGAACUCACUAUUGAUGUAUAUUCUUUCCUUAAAAGUCAACUCAUAAUAGUGGGCAAAGAAAAGAAUAUCAGAACAAAGUAUUCACUACCAAAAGAAAGUUUAAAACUGUCAGGUAUUUCUAGUAUAAGGUAUCAGCUGAGGGCAAAGACAGCUGGGAAAGAUCCUGUCAUCUGUAAUGGAAUUAUGCUACUGAAAAACAUGAGGAUAUUGGUCAUUUGACCACUUGCAAUAUUUUCAGAAUAUUAAAGUAAGUGCUAAGUACUUUAUUUUUAAAGGUCUAGAAAGUAGUCAUCUUCUGGAAGGCCCUAAAUGUGAUACCUUUCUUGGGAUUCAUAAGGGACUAAGGUAUUUUUAUUUUCUGUGCAAGAUAUGCUCACUUAGAGACACUUAAUGUACUUUGUUUUGAAGUUAGGUAGAUCUUGGUUUAUCCUAUAAGGUUCCAUGUGGCAUUCCCUGUAGAAUAUUUGAAAUUCCACUAACUAGUUUGAGAAGUCAAAGCACACAAUUACUUGUCAGUGCUUCUCCCAUUUUAUGAGUAUCAAAGGAAGCAGCUUGCAAAGAAGAAAAAGAAUUAGGUGUCCCCCCUUGGUAAAUCAACUGCCUAAUCUUGUGCUGGAAACAUAAUCCCCAAAUGCA